Messenger RNA from Microthlaspi erraticum, 882 nucleotides. The record is from the annotation of a GenBank genome assembly. NCBI's taxonomy places the organism in Eukaryota, Viridiplantae, Streptophyta, Magnoliopsida, Brassicales, Brassicaceae.
AUGACGAGGAGUAAGGUGAAGCUUGCAUAUAUUUCCAACGAUUGUAAGAGGAAAAGCACCUUUAGAAAAAGAAACAAAGGUCUUCUGAAGAAAGUGAACGAGUUAUCGACUCUAUGCGGUGUCUCUGCAUGCGCCAUCGUCUACAGUCCCUACACCACCAAUCCCGACGUUUGGCCGUCAAAUGCCGGCGUUCACAGCGUCAUUUCGGAGUUCCGGGGGUUGCCGGUGCUGGACCAACAAAAGAAAAUGUUGGACCAAGAGGCGUUCAUCAGACAACGCAUAACCAAAGCUUCCGAGCACCUUAAGAAAGUGAGUAAGGAGAACAGGGAGCGGGAGAUGACUGAACUCAUGUUCCAGUGGUUAAAGGGUAACGUGGGUAGGUUUCACCUAAAUAUUGUAGAUCUCAAUGAUUUAGGUUUUAUGAUUGACCAAAAACUGAAAGAUCUCAAUCGGAGGAUCGAUGUUUUGGGGUAUCCUGCUGCUAUGGAGGUCGGUGAACCCUCCAAUGCUGCUGCGGCUGCCGCUGCUUUAUUUAACUCUAUUCAGCAGCAGCAGCAGAUUCCUCCUCCGGGGGCUCCAAAUGUUGGACUCUAUGAGCAACCUUGGAAUCAGACUCAGAAUCAGUAUCAACAGCAAAGCUUUGUGGAGAUGAUGAAUGAGCAAAUGGGGUUUCAGUUCAUGGGUCAUAACCACCACCACCACCACCACCAACCGCAGCAGCAGCAGAUCCCCGGUGAUUCCUCCAUCGCUCCGGCAGCCGCCAGCUCAAGCAGUGCGAAACCCCGUUACCGGGCCAAACCCCACCACCAACCCCAUUUGGUUCCCAUAGGAUUUUCGAGAGUUGAUUACGAGGUAGUUGGUCAGCGCCUUGCGCGGGCAUGA